AUGCCGCGUAAAUCGUCUCGUCAACCUUCUACGCAAACUAUUGAUCAAGGUCAACAGCAGUUUGAUCAGGAUCAAACUGCAGGUCCUUCACUGCUUCCGUUUACCAUUAGGAAGGCAGUCAGCCUUUCACAUUCGCCUGAUCUGGAUGAGACGACGUGGUUGUCGAAGGAAGCUGACGACACGGACAUGGACAUUGACAUGGGCUAUAUGGGCUUCAUAGGGAUGAAUCCCAACCUUCAAACGCCCAUUCAAGCGGCAGACCCUCUGCUUCUUCAACCAACGAAUCAACGCCAGGAACUGGCGCUCGAAAGCCGGUUAACAGCUAUUCAGCAGACUGAUCUUGAGAAGGACUCAGGCUAUUACUCAAUCUAUGACACAGAUCUAGACAAGAUGUUCAUGUGA
This is a messenger RNA of Fusarium sp. VM40, 402 nucleotides long. Lineage: Eukaryota; Fungi; Ascomycota; Sordariomycetes; Hypocreales; Nectriaceae. The record is from the annotation of a GenBank genome assembly.